Molecule: messenger RNA, 531 nt
Organism: Drosophila melanogaster (fruit fly)
Lineage: Eukaryota; Metazoa; Arthropoda; Insecta; Diptera; Drosophilidae
Exons: 1
Coding region: 71-448 (125 amino acids)
Source: RefSeq, marked reviewed
AGCGAUCCACACAUCUCUUCGACAUUACGGAAGUAAAACUAAAAGUAAGGACCUCAAAUUCAAAGGAACCAUGACUGGAGGAGCAAAAAUGAUGACCAUCCUGUGUGUGAGCAUCUUUAUCGCUGGCAAUGCGCUGGGCGCAUCCAUAUCCACAUCCGCCGUAGGACUAAAAGGACGACCGCAGAGGAUCGCCGAGUGCCGAGAGCUCUGCUACCGGCAAUCCUUGCCAGCGAUUACGCCACCACUGCUCUGCCGAUCCCGUCCAGACUGCUACAUGUGCCACGACUACUGCCGCGUCCUGGACGUUGUGCAGCGCAGUCUGGCCACCUCCAUGUGCGCGGAUCGGGAGUUCUGCACCCGCGGAUGUCGGGUGGCCUGUUCGUACCAUCGCCUGAGGAUAUUCCACUUCACCCAGGACGCGACUGCCAAUGCGGUGAUCAAAAAGUGAGAGUGAAGUGUUUUGCAUACUCUGACUCGUGUACAUAAUUCGCCAUAAGUUAGUACCUACCAUAAGUGUACAGUUAGCAUAAG